GUCCGUCCUCUCUCUCUCUCUCUCUCUGAAACAAAGCUCUUGGCGCCUAUCACUCCCUCUCUUUCCAUCCCUCGGUUUCGUCGCCAAUUCUUCGGAUUUCGUGGCCGAAACCAAAACCCUAAUUUCUCUUGCCAUCUCUCCCAAUUUCAUUUUUUAUAUCUCUUUUAAUUUCAAAUAUUCGCUCUUCAUUUCCCCAACGUUUCCCUGAUGCAUCUUGGUAUCUUCAACUAACAACCCAUUAUCUCGAUCUAGAUUUCCACAACUUUUACAUACAGUUUGCAAAUGGCGAAAGGUAGCAAAGGACGACGUAGAAUUGCUUUCCGGCAAUUAAGGCCAACCCCAUACUCGUUGUCCUCUCGUCGUCAAGGGAUCUCUGGGGACUUGUACCCCAAAAAAUGUUCCAAAACUUUGGAUAACAAAGAUUGGGAAGAUGCAACAUGUUCUGUUUGCAUGGAGUGCCCUCACAACGCUGUUCUUCUUCUAUGUUCAUCCUAUGACAAGGGCUGCCGUCCCUACAUGUGUGGAACUAGCUUCCGAUACUCAAACUGCCUUGACCAGUACAAGAAGUUCUACACUAAAGUAGUCUCAUCCAAUCAUGAAGAACCCUUGCAUAGUUCUGUUGAUAAUCCAGUUCUGGCGCCAGGUUCUGGUUGGACUGUUGAAAAGUGUGAAGUAACAGAACUUGCAUGUCCACUUUGCAGGGGUCAGGUGAAAGGAUGGACUGUGGUGGAACCUGCAAGGGAAUUUUUGAAUGCUAAAAAGAGAAGCUGCAUGCAGGAUGAUUGCCCCUUUGUUGGGACUUUUAAGGAACUAAGGAAACACAUGAGAGCAGAUCAUCCAUGUGCUCGGCCACGUGAAGUGGAUCCUACUCUUGAACAGAAAUGGAGAAGGCUUGAACGGGAGCGGGAGCGGGAGGAUGUGAUCAGCACAAUAAGGUCAACAAUGCCAGGGGCAAUGGUUUUUGGUGAUUAUGUAAUAGAAGGAAACCAUCAUGGUCUUGAAACAGAUGAAGAGGAUGGGCCUAAUGCAGAUGCUGCGGAAAGGAAUGGAGGUUUUGAGGUAGGAUUAGAUAAUAAUUUUGUGAAUUUCUUUCUUCUGCUGCAUGCAUUUGGGCCAUCAGGGAAUGACCUUGGUAGACGACCAAGGCAGCCUACUCAUGCAGUAGAUGAGAAUGCUGUUGGUAUUCGUCACACCUCUCCUGUUGGGGGUCUGGGUUUCUCUGAUCAAGAUGAUGACAAUUUUAGUAAUGAUGACGAUGAUGAUGGUGGCAAUAUUUCAUUGGUUAGCCGCCUCCGCCAUCAUGGCAGACUUCUUUUGGGACGUUCAGGUAGAAGACGGAGACGAAGAGAAGCCAUGGGAGGUCAAAUAUAGAUCAAAGUGAUACCUAGAGAGGGGGGAAACAGGAAAGGUUACAUAUCUCCAUAGCGUUAGGCAAAAUUUAGGAAAACACAUAAAAAGAUUAGACUUUAAAUUUGCACUGAUUUACUUCUCAUUCAUUUUAGGGGGAAUAUCUUAAUAUCGAAAGGCUGCCUGGGAAAGUGGGUGGUGGAAAAGAUGGCUGUUUUCCUUUGUUGUUGUGUACCUAUUUGGAUGUAAUUCAUAAAUUCCUUUCCCUUUCCUCCUAUCAGUUGAAUUCAUCUCGCUAUGUAAACAUGUAAUUUCUUCAGUUAACUUCUGUUAAUCAUCCACUCCUGUGUAUAUAGACUUGUGUAGUGUAAAAGAGAAACCUCAGUUCUUUUCACAGGAUGAGGAUGCAUAGAAACUAUGCAGAUUGAAAAGUCUUAAUUUGCUAGAGAACCUUGAUUGUAUUUUAGGGGCUGGGAAUUGAGUCCCGAAAUGAUUGAAACGUGCUAUUGGUUGUUGGUUUUUUCUA
This is a messenger RNA of Theobroma cacao (cacao), 1873 nucleotides long. Lineage: Eukaryota; Viridiplantae; Streptophyta; Magnoliopsida; Malvales; Malvaceae. The record is from RefSeq and is a predicted model, not a curated record.